Cetraspora pellucida is the source of this 138-nucleotide messenger RNA. The record is from the annotation of a GenBank genome assembly. Lineage: Eukaryota; Fungi; Glomeromycota; Glomeromycetes; Diversisporales; Gigasporaceae.
ACUUAUUCUUAUCUUAUUCUCUGUGAAUGGCAGUUCUCUUGGUGGAAUGCUACUAAGAGUCUCAUUGAUCGAUUGUAGAACUGGUGGUUCGGAUGAAGUCAUGUGUCUUGAAAGUUUAUAUUGGGCCUCGUGGUGGAG